Pezoporus occidentalis (night parrot) is the source of this 7683-nucleotide messenger RNA. RefSeq names its product SRY-box transcription factor 11 (gene SOX11). The transcript has a single exon. NCBI's taxonomy places the organism in Eukaryota, Metazoa, Chordata, Aves, Psittaciformes, Psittacidae. Gene Ontology annotation, molecular function: RNA polymerase II cis-regulatory region sequence-specific DNA binding; DNA-binding transcription activator activity, RNA polymerase II-specific. Gene Ontology annotation, biological process: anatomical structure morphogenesis; positive regulation of transcription by RNA polymerase II; neuron differentiation. Bases 144 to 1355 code for a protein of 403 amino acids. The record is from RefSeq and is a predicted model, not a curated record.
GCGGAGGCCCGGCCCGGCCCGGCUCGGCUCGGCUCGGCGCGCCGCAGGGGCAAGGUGCGGCGGCUGAAGGGGGCGGUGGUUCAGCGGCUUUGUUGGCUUGGAGCGUGGCGGCGGGAAGAGCGGCGCCUCGGUGAGAGCCCACCAUGGUGCAGCAAGCGGAGAGUACGGAGGCGGAGAGCAACCUGCCCCGGGAAGCAAUGGAUACAGAAGAGGGAGAGUUCAUGGCUUGCAGCCCCGUCGCUUUGGACGAGAGCGAUCCGGACUGGUGCAAAACGGCGUCGGGGCACAUAAAAAGACCGAUGAACGCGUUCAUGGUGUGGUCUAAGAUCGAGAGGAGAAAAAUCAUGGAGCAGUCCCCGGACAUGCACAACGCGGAGAUCUCCAAGCGUCUGGGCAAGCGGUGGAAAAUGCUGAAGGACAGCGAGAAGAUCCCCUUCAUCCGGGAGGCGGAGAGGCUGCGCCUCAAGCACAUGGCCGAUUACCCCGACUACAAAUACCGGCCCAGGAAAAAGCCCAAAAUGGACCCGGCGGCCAAGCCCAAUGCCAGCCAAAGUCCGGAGAAAAACGCACCCACCAGCAGCGGCGGCAGCAAAAGCGCCAAAAGCUCCAGCAAGAAGUGUAGCAAGCUGAAAGCCUCCUCCGCCUCCUCGCCCCCCAAGCCGGGAGCCAAAGCCUCCCACCACGGGGACUACUCGGGGGACGAAUACGUCUUCGGCACCCUCAAAGUGAGCAGCAAGACGGUCAAGUGUGUCUUCAUGGACGAGGAGGAGGACGAGGAGGAGGACGAAGACGAGCUGCAGCUGCGAAUCAAGCAGGAGGCGGAGGACGAGGAGGAGGACGAGGAGCCGGGACCGCAGCAGCUGCGGCGGUACAACGUGGCCAAAGUGCCAGCGAGUCCCACCUUGAGCUCCUCGGCGGAGUCCACCGAGGGGGCCAGUCUCUACGAGGAGGUGCGGAGCGGCGCCGCGGCUGCGGGCGGCGGCAGCAGACUCUACUACAGUUUCAAGAACAUCACUAAGCAGGGCCCGCAGCCGCCGCAGCAGCCGCCCGGUCUCUCCCCGGCCUCCUCCCGGUCUAUCUCCACCUCGUCGGCCGGCAGCGAGGAGACGGACGACCUGCUCUUCGACCUCAGCCUCAACUUCUCUCAGCACGGCCACGCCGCCGCCGAGCUGGGAGCGGGUGCCGCCGCCGGGAACCUCUCCCUCUCGCUGGUGGACAAGGACCUGGACUCCUUCAGCGAGGGUAGCCUCGGCUCCCACUUCGAGUUCCCCGACUACUGCACCCCAGAGUUGAGCGAGAUGAUCGCGGGCGACUGGCUGGAGGCGAACUUCUCCGACCUGGUGUUCACGUACUGAGCGGCGGCGAGGAGCGGAGGAGCCGGAGCUGCGCGACGCCGGCGAUGAUGAUACGAUGAUGAUGAUGAUGAUAAUUAAAAAAAAAAAGUCUUGUUUUCUUUAAAAAAAAAAAAUCUUGAAGUUAGUUCCGAGCCCGGGAGUUGUGAUUUUAUUUUUUUUUUUACUUUUUUUUUUUUUACUUUUUUUUAUUGCAUUUGGUGAUCACAACAACAACAGCAAAGGCAAAUGGGACUGGGGGAAAAAAUGAUACAGAAGGCGCUGUUUGAAGCUUGUCGGUCUCUGAUUGAAGUCUGGAAGAUGGUCUGCAAAGAAGUCUUGUGGCAGCACAACUGUUACUCAAGGGGGUUUGUGGAUUUUUUUAUUUUUUUCCCGUGAGAGAUCUUGAAGAACUGUUCUAUUUUUUUUUAUUAUUAUUUUUCCGAAAGGGACCAUUGCAACUUUUUUUGGAGGGAGAAAACUGAUGUCUUCUAUGCAUCCGAUUCUUAACAAAGCUGCAGGGAGCUUGAAAAAAUGCAGACUGUACAAACGCUUACAAAUAACUGAACUGACUUAAGAUCAGAGUUUACUUUUCAGAUCAAAUUGUUUAUGGUUUUACAAAUGUGAUUUCUACUUGCCAACUUUUUUUUUUUGUAACUUGUUCCCUUAUACCUCCUUGAUUGAAUACCAGACAGCCUAGACCUCAGUACAAAAAGGUAUUGAAACAUUUUUGAUACAUAACAGACCUCAGUCUUUUUUAAAAAUUAAUAUAUUUUCAGGCGUAUUUUUGUACAGUGAAAAGGGAACAUUCUUGCUGUGUUUUUUCAGUAAGACUUUUCAGGCACUUCUUCCCUUUUAUUUUCUUUUUUUUGUUUUCUCUGUUUUUAGCAUGCAAGUUUGUUGGUACGUUACGUCCUGGUUUUAAAAGGAUUAAAAUUAAAAAAAAAAAAUAAUCCUUGCAUCUAAAGGCCUUGUGGUUUUAAAAAGAAAAAAAGAAACAAACACUUUUUUUGUACAGCUAUAGUUCAGAUUUGUUCAAUAUUUGUAGGUAAAGAUUUAUUGAAAAUGGUGAUAUAGACCUCAGAGCUGUUAUCUUAGUUUAAAAGAUUGUAUAUGUACUGUACUAUAGUAGGACUUUAUGUAUCUCAUACGCUGUGAUAUGUGGAUGGGGCCCCAGAUGGAAGGUAUGAAACUGGAUUCUCGAUUUUAGCAAAAAAAAAAAAAAAGAAAGAAAAAAGGCACAUAGUUAAAAGUUUCUCAUGUUGUGCAAUAUAAUCUAAAGUACAGACCAUCUGCAUAUUUUGUAGCAAAUGAUGGCAAAAGCAGACUUGUGCACUGUCAACAUCAUAGCCUGUUUUUUUUUUUUUUUUUUUAAUGCUGAAAGUCUGUAUCUUGACAAUUUUAAUAAAUCAGCUGGAACUGAUAGAAACUCGUAUCGCUAUUAGUGUCUGUAGAAGGAACGCUGGAGAUGCCGUGUUGUCACCCCUCGCCUGCGGAGGAGCGGUAGCUGUAGGCUGUUGUGCAUGACCGUAGCUAGGGGGGAAGGAGAGUAAGGGCUGCUUCUUUUCUUUGCCUUUUUUUCUUUUUUUUUUUUCCCGCCUCCCUUCGCCUUUCCCUCCCACUCCGGCUUUGCUCCGCGGGGCCCGGUGGGUGCCGGCCCGCAACGGUGUGGUCUCCAUCAGGCGGGGCCGGGGCUGGCUUGCUGGGGGCCUGGCCGAGCGGUGGCAGGUUGGCUCGUCCUGGGUGUUUUCUGCUUUCCCUCCUUCCCACCCCCCCAGUCCGGUGAACGAGCCCGGCUCCCCGAGGGCCGCCCCGCCGGUCCCCCGUGUCCGGUUUCCGGGGAGGUGGGCGCGGCGGGGUGGGGGAUGCGGCUCCCCCCUUUCUACCCGACCUGGUCCUCUCCCAGCUGCGUUUUGUCCUCCCUCUCUCCCUUUUUUGAUGAAUAGCCUGGGCGAGACCCGAGGCGGAGAUGCUCGGCGCAGUGGGGCUGCAUCUCUUCCGCCCCCCUGCAGCGCUCGGCGCGGCGGGGCGGCCCCGGCCCCUCUUCGAUGAGCCGCCCUGGGGCAGGAGGGGUGUACGAGCUUCUGCUGUAGGUGAGCAGACUUUUUCAGUGUGCUUUUUUUUUUCUUUUCUAUUUUUUUUUUUUAAGCCGUAGGAGCCGUCAGAUCUCAGUUGUGCUCUCUGAAAUAACUGCUGAUGGCAAUAAACAGACUCACAAGGUGCAAGUUUGUUUCUCAAGAGUUUACUUUUUAUCUGAUAGGCAUUGCUAAAUUAUUGUUUGGUUUUAUUUUUUUGUUUGUUUUGUUCCUUUUUUUUUUUUAUCUCCACUAAUUAAUGAUCCAGCUGUUUACAGGGACAAUUCACUGUGCUGGUAUUUUGGUGGCAACCACUGCUACAGGCUUUCAGACUUGCUGAAAUGAAAAUCCUGCAUACACAUUUGUAAGGCAUAAUAAAACAUAACAUUAAAACCUGCAUGCAUGUUAUGUUUAAUCAAAGACAACUCUUAGGCAUUUAAGUGGUGAGAUAUCUUACUUUAGGUUAGUUAAACUGGUAGUAAAAUGAUUAAUAUAAUCUGAUCUCUUUCUAAUAAUAAUAAUAAUAAUAAUAAUAAACCACUCAUGAUUCUAAAUAAAAGUUGUUUGGCCUAAAUCUUUGCUAUCAGAAAAGAGAUAUAGCAUAUCUGGGAACUCAAAUUUAUGUCUUGCAUUGUGAUAAUUCUUUAUGAGAAACUGUGUUUUAAAACAAACUUAAUUACAAUAUACAAGAUAUCCUUGCCAAUGGAUAGUCCUCAAUAAAACAGAGUUUCUUGAAUUUUCAGUUUUUGGUCUCAAAUGAUUAGUGUGUUCUCCAUGUAAUAACUUAGAAAUCAGAUUGAAAACAAAUGACAUUUAUCUCUUCUAAGGCAAAAGAGUGAAAGAAAAUAGAUACACUGAAGUGCUCUAGCCUAGCCAUUCACUAUCCUGCUAUUGAAAAUUCGGUUUUGGGCUAGGGUGAUGGAGUAAGUUGAUCAGGUUCUAAGUCUUAAAACUGAGCCAAAAUUCUCUUAGUAAUUCUUGAAGCUAUCAUGAGAGUAGAGGGACUUGUACUUCCAUUCCCUUUCUUCUGAUAUGCAUCCUUGUUUAGUAAAGUGAUAAUAGGCAGUGUCAUUAAACAUUUGUGCUUUACAGAUGUUCAAUGAGUUAUGAGCAAUUAUGGUCAAAUAUAGGCUGCAUUUAGUUUGCAUUGUAAUAAGGUCUGUGUCCCAGCCUACGGAAGUUUUGACUUGUAUAUGGUUUUGGGAGCUGUUUUUAAAAUUACCAUUUAAAAUAUUAGUCAAGGAUAAGUGAUGUAAAGGAUCCAAGUAUAGAGCAGUCAGGCAGAUUUUAAAAGAGCAACAGGUUUACUUUAAUCAAUUAAUAUAAUACCCUCAGAAGUAUAUCUUUUCUUCUUCUAGAGGGGAAUUAUACAAUACUGUUUCAGAAGAAUUAUUCUGAGUGAAGGUAUAUGGUACAGGGAAACAAUUUUUUGUCCAGACAGUUGAGUUUCUUUUAUUUCAGAGUUUAUUGUUGCAUAUUGCUCAAGGAAAAAUUAGGUAGUGUUCUGUUUAAGCCACUACAUUGUUAGGGCUGAAGUUUGAUGCUGUUGAAUGCCUAAGCUCCUGCUGAUCUCAGCGAGACUAAAAAACCAAUCUUCUUAUCAUGAAAAAUAACAUCUGCUUAGCUAGUUUUGUUUUUUUUGUUUGUUUCUUUUGUCAUAUCUGCUAAUAUUCAUGCCUUCUGUUUCUCUUUUAUUUUCCUGUGUUCACAGGAAUCCUUGUUGACAUGCUAGAACAGUCCUGUUGCAGGCUUAGUAUCUCCUGUGGCCUUUUAUUCCACAUUCUUAACAUUUGCCUCUGUACAAUACUACUCUUAAGUGUAAUAGGAUUCAGUGAUGGAAGGGGAAAAAUUAGCUUUUUUUAAUGUGGAAAGACAAUUUACUUGCUAACACUGAGGAUGUCAACUCAAUGUAAGAUCUAACCAAACAUUCUGAUUCUUUUUCAGUUUUGAAGUGAAUAUUUUUGUAAACUUACCAUUUUUACCCUUCUGUUGUUUUUAUUAUGGUUUUCCUCUCCGCCUUUUAAAAGUACCACAACUAAGAAAUAUUUUCUUCCUUUAAGUGCAGUCUUUUUCAAAUGUGGUAGAAAGACUCAUUCCAAGCAUCCUUUGAGUGCUACAUGCUCUUUAGGCAUUCGUUGUCAUUCAGAUGAAACUUCUUCGAGUCUACUGAAUGUGAUUUGCAUGCAUGCAGUCUGGUCCUUCACACAUGCCUGUUUGAGGAAAAUGCAACUCUGUUGUUACACCGAGGUAAAACUAGUGUGGGGUCAGAGUCAGGUCCAUAGAAUUUUUAGGUGUUUGAUACUCAAUACAGCUCAAGAAGUUCCUUUUUACAUCUUCACAAUUGUUGCCUAGUAAGGCCUUAAACCUGCACUGGUUAAAAAACAAAAAAAAUUCUCAUUGAGUUUAAUGGGAGUUUUUUGCUGCAAGGGCUGCUGGCAGGGUAGGUGUCUUAGUUCAUCCUAACCUUCAUUUGUAAGCAUGGCCAGGAAAAAAAAACAAACAACAAAAACUUAACACAAUGAGUUGCCUUACAUUUCCCCUACUAUACUGUUGUAGUCCUUUGGUUUAUUUCCUUUCCUCUCACCCGCAUCCAAGGCUGUGAUUGUUUUCGUUUUCCUUAAUUUUUUUGCACACUACCUAUACCAAUUAACUGCCUAAUUAGUUUUAUCUUCUCUACAUGGAUGCAGUGAAUUUGUAAGAGAAUUUCACAAGCAAGUAGUUUUUUAGUGAGUUUAAAGUAAAUAGAGUUUUAAAGACCUAUUUUUAUAUUCAAUAUAAAGCACAAAUGUGCAGAAAGUGUAGAAUGACUUACAAAAAAGGGAAACAAAAGUUCGUAAUAUUUCAUGUAUAAAAGUAAUACCUUCUUUGGGUUGAGAUUCUCUUAGAAAACCCAAUACUUAUGCCAGUGCAAAGAUAGGAUUAUUUUAAAAACUUAGAAAAUUGUGAUUGACAGCAAUUUCAAAGGAAUGACUUCUGUAGAUACAAGGAAACCCCUAAAGCAAUAUGGAUAAGAAGGGGUGAAUGGUUUUCAAUGAUGAACAACCUGGAAGUGUGAGAAUGGAGGUUUCAAUCCUUAUUAAUUAAUCAAAUUUCUUCUUUUGUGGUUAGUUACAACAUCUGGAUUUUCUGUGAAGUGCAAUCUUGAGGGAUGAAAAAGUGCAAGGCCGCCAAACUUCUAAGCCUUGCAAAUACUCAGAAACAGGUUUGGUUUAGAAUUAUCUGUUGUUAAUUAGGGCUUUAGAUUUUGGUAAUUCCCACUUCCAAGAAAAUCAAGACACCAAUUUACCGCUUGAAGAAAUUUGAUUAAGUAAUAAUGAUUAAUCCAGGAACUCCCAUUGUCACAAUUUGUUUUUGUUUCCAUCGUCCUGCUUAUCUCCAAAACCAACUUGCCUCAACUCCUGGUGAAGCCAGGGAGAAGAGUUAUAUGCCAUUGUUAGUUAGUUUACGAUUUGUAUCUGGUUUUGCUCUUGUACAUACGUUGGCGUUUUGGAGUCUUUACAUAAAUGCUGUGAUACUUUUUUUCCUCUUUCCUUUAAUUUUUUUGCUGGGCUGUUUUAAAAUGGAGGCCUGUUUUCCAGUGUGGGACUUUUUCGAUGGUUACAACAUUUCAAUGAUGUUGCAUGAUGGCCACAGGUGAGGGAAAUUGAAUGUUUUAGAGCAGUUUUUCAAGCAUGACACUUUUAAAAUAUGUAAUUUCAAAGACUUUUCAAGGCCACAUGAAAUUAGUUUUCAUAGCCACUCCAGGUCUUGGGGGGAAAAGCUGAAAAGUACUUUUGUUUAGAAGUCUGAGUGAUGGUGGGGGGGAAACCUUUUCUUGAGGUUUUUGCAUGCCAGUGCACGGCCUAUUGCUGUGAGAGAAGGAAGAUGGUAAGGCUACUUGAGGCAAUGCACUGGAGGACAAAGUGUUUUCUAGCACUAGAAAAAGAAAAUGCAUGGCAAAGUUUCGUCUUCUAGUAGACUAUAUAGCAUGCAGAGUUUAGUAUGUGUCAAAACAGUGUAUGACAUUGCUGUAUCAAAGUUGUAAAAUUAAGCAUUAUUUAUUGAAAACUAUGUAUUUUUUUUGUAAAAACCUGAUCACCUAGAGGAUUAAUAUCAGUGACUUGUGCUAGUGCUACAAACUUAACCAGCUUCUUUACUACAGUACUUGAUAUGCAGUGUUAAUGCUCAGGGUUGAAACCAGUCCACUCCAAUGUCUUUUUUUGCAAGAGUUUUUAAAUAAAGGAACAACAUAAUGCAAUUGUUCAAAAGACUCUAAUAAAAUUGUGUGAUCAAUCUUC